UGCUGUGCAGGGAGCAUGCAGCGGGGCUCCUGGCCCCCACCCUCUGGGGCCCCUUGUCGGGGGUGGAUCCCACUCUCAGUCUCCGGGAUGGCCUGGUGCCCAACUAGGUUUAACUGGGGGGAUGAUGGGGGAACAGUGCUGCACACUUGGGGAGCUGAGCUGGGGAGCUCUGGACCACUGGAAUAGGUAGGGGGCCUCCCUGAAGGGGUCAGGGGAUACUGAUGCAGGCAAUAUUUAGGAAGGCUGGAGCCAUCCUUGAGACAAGGAGCAAAAAGGUGGGUGGAAAUUCCAGGUAGCCUGGACACGUGGUUGAGGACAUUUUUCACAGAGACCUGUGGCUCUCAUGUCCACUGUGUGCUCAGUCAGAUUAUUCAAGCUCUUGAACCCCGCCUGUGCAGUGGAGGCACCAGCAGUGGCACCAGCUUCCAGGAUGAUAGUCGGCUGGGAUCGCACCAGCUGGGGCUCAGCACAAAGCCUGGCAGCGGUCAGUGCUUGGUGUGUGUCAGCAACUAGGGUGUUUUUGUUCCCCUGAGUGUCAUCUUUAUCAUGGUCACUGUCACUCCACAGGACCCCUGGGAACUGGCCAGGGACCACUUCCCAGCUGGGAACACAAGGAGGUGGGAGCAGGGGAAGUUCUCCUCCAAGGUCAAACCUAGGCCCCCGUGCCACCUCCGCUGCAGUUCCUCUGCCCCUUCAGCCGACUUGGUGCCCCUCAAACCUGAGUGCCCCUUCUCCCUCUAGGCUGUGCUUCCGCUGGACCCAGGUGGGCCCCAGAUCUAGGUUGGCCCAUUUGUCCUGCCUCCUCUGACUAUCCCAGGUCCCCCCUUGGACCAGAGGUGGGCUUGAUGCUUUCCCUUCUGUAUGUUGGUUUGAGCAAUGAUCGUUGGGGUCUUCUGUGCACCGGGGUGAGGAUGGGGAGACUGGGCACAGAAGGAAAGAAUGCCCACCUCUGCUCAUAGUCGGGUAAGAAGGGUCCCAAGAAGAAUGUGGGAAAUGCCUUAGAAAGGGUGAGCCAGGAGGACUGGGCCCAAGGAGGGGCAGGUCAUUCUGGUCCCGUGGGUAGUCUUGGGGCUCUUCCUGGAGAAGAUGGUGUCGGAGUGGAACAUGGUAGGUGGAGAGGAAGGGAAAGGGCAUCCUGAGCAAAGUCUCGGGCAGGGACCAGUGAGGGACUGUGUAGCUGAAGUGCUGGGUGGAGAGAGGAAUAUUUGGGAACAUGAGUCCCACUGGGCCUGGGUCUUGGAUAUUGGCUAAGGAAUUUGGACAAACCUGAGGGCAGUGGGGAGCCAUAGAGGGAUUUUGUGUGAGACGGAGGGCAUGGCGAGGUUUGUAUUUUGGAAAGCCUACUCUGGGUGAUGUGUGUGGAUGAUGGAUUGGAGGGAGGCUGGGGACAGGGAGAUGGCAGGAAGGCUCUUGGAAAGAAAGCCUAGAUGACAGGUGGUGAGGUCUGAGCCUGGGUGGCCAUGGAUGCAGAAGAGGGGCUGGACCAGAGACGUGUUAACAUCAUGCAGUCUGCAGAUCAGCUGUGGGUGGGGAGGAAGAGGGAGGACCAGGAGACACUGCCUUUGUCUGGUGGGGAAACCUGGAGGGAUGACAGGGCCAUCUCUGACAUGGGGACAUCAGCGGAGAAGGUGCAAAGUUAGGAGGAACAAGCCAAUUUCAGGUGUGAAAUGUUGGCUGAGAGGAGCCUGAAGGACAUCUAGGUGGAGGUUCUUUCCUGGAGUGCAGGAGGUGGAUGCCCGUGGAGAUCAGACUGGUACCGCUGGGACCAUGGGGCUGCGUGGGCUUGCGUGUUUGGUGCACACUUCUUCCUGGAGAUAGAAGGGUUCGAGCCCAACCCCACUGUCACCAAGACCUCUCCCCCCAUCUUCUCCAAGCCUAUGGACUCCAACAUCCGGCAGUGCCUCUCUGGCAACGGAGAUGACAUGGACUCCCCACAGUCUCCUCAGGACGAUGUGACAGAGACCCCCUCCAGCCCUAACAGCUCCAGUGCAAAUCUGGCCAAGGAGGAGCAGAGGCGACAACGGAAGCGGCUGAAGAGGCGCAUCUUCGCGGCUGUGUCGGAGGGUUGUGUGGAGGAGCUGCUGCAGGGGCUGGUGGAGCUGCAAGAGCUUUGCAAACGGCGCCGUGGCCUAGAUGUGCCUGACUUCCUCAUGCACAAGCUGACGGCCUCGGACACAGGGAAGACCUGCCUGAUGAAGGCCUUGUUGAACAUCACCCCCAGCACCAAGGAGAUCGUGCGGAUCCUGCUCACCUUUGCCGAGGAGAACGACAUCCUGGACAGGUUCAUCAAUGCCGAGUACACUGAGGAGGCCUAUGAAGGGCAGACGGCGCUGAACAUCGCCAUCGAGCGGCGGCAGGGCGACAUCACUGCGGUGCUCAUCGCGGCCGGCGCCGACGUCAACGCCCACGCCAAGGGGUUCUUCUUCAACCCCAAGUACCAGCACGAAGGCUUCUACUUCGGUGAGACACCCCUGGCGCUGGCAGCAUGCACCAACCAGCCUGAGAUCGUGCAGCUGCUGAUGGAGAAUGAGCAGACGAACAUCACCUCGCAGGACUCACGGGGAAACAACAUCCUACAUGCGCUGGUGACCGUGGCCGAAGACUUCAAGACGCAGAAUGACUUCGUUAAGCGCAUGUAUGACAUGAUCCUGCGGAGGAGUGGCAACUGGGAGCUGGAGACCAUGCGCAACAACGACGGCCUCACGCCGCUGCAGCUGGCUGCCAAGAUGGGCAAAGCCGAGAUCUUGAAGUACAUCCUCAGUCGGGAGAUUAAGGAGAAGCCACUCCGGAGCCUGUCCCGGAAGUUCACUGACUGGGCAUAUGGGCCUGUGUCGUCCUCACUCUACGACCUCACCAAUGUGGACACCACGACAGACAACUCGGUGCUGGAAAUCAUUGUCUACAACACCAACCUCGAUAACCGGCACGAGAUGCUGACUCUUGAGCCCCUGCACACGCUGCUGCAUAUGAAGUGGAAGAAGUUUGCCAAGUACAUGUUUUUCCUGUCCUUCUGCUUUUAUUUCUUCUACAACAUCACCUUGACUGUCAUCUCUUACUACCGCCCACGGGAGGAGGAGGCUCUCCCACACCCCUUGGCCCUGACACACAAGAUGGGGUGGCUGCAGCUCUUAGGAAGGAUGUUUGUGCUCAUCUGGGCCAUGUGCAUUUCUGUGAAAGAGGGCAUUGCGAUCUUCCUGCUGAGACCCUCAGAUCUGCAGUCCAUCCUCUCAGAUGCCUGGUUUCACUUCGUCUUUUUUGUCCAGGCUGUGCUUGUGAUACUGUCUGUCUUCUUGUACUUGUUUGCCUACAAAGAGUACCUCGCCUGCCUUGUGCUGGCCAUGGCCCUGGGCUGGGCGAACAUGCUCUACUACACGCGGGGAUUCCAGUCCAUGGGCAUGUACAGCGUCAUGAUCCAGAAGGUCAUUUUGCAUGAUGUUCUGAAGUUCUUGUUUGUGUAUAUCCUGUUCUUACUUGGAUUUGGAGUAGCCCUGGCCUCGCUGAUCGAGAAGUGUUCCAAGGACAGUAAGGGCUGCAGCUCCUACGGCAGCUUCAGUGAUGCGGUGCUGGAGCUCUUCAAGCUCACCAUCGGCCUGGGUGACCUGAACAUCCAGCAGAACUCCAAGUAUCCCAUCCUGUUUCUCUUCCUGCUCAUCACCUAUGUCAUCCUCACCUUUGUCCUCCUCCUCAACAUGCUCAUCGCCCUGAUGGGAGAGACUGUGGAGAAUGUCUCCAAGGAGAGUGAGCACAUCUGGCGCCUGCAGAGAGCCAGGACCAUCCUGGAGUUUGAGAAAAUGUUACCAGAAUGGCUGAGGAGCAGAUUCCAGAUGGGAGAGCUGUGUAAAGUAGCAGAGGAAGAUUUCCGACUGUGUUUGCGGAUCAACGAGGUGAAGUGGACUGAAUGGAAAACACAUGUCUCCUUCCUCAACGAGGACCCCGGGCCUGUGAGGCGGACAGCAGAUUUCAACAAAAUCCAAGAUUCUUCUAGGAGCAACAGCAAAACCACACUCAAUGCAUUUGAUGAAAUGGAUGAGUUUCCAGAAACUUCGGUGUAGAAGCAGAAUCUAGAGCUGGUGUGAGCGUGGGCCGUCUGAUGCUGCAGGCUGGGUCCUGGACUCUGUGCUGAGGGCUCUGCAGAGUGCUGGGAGGCUGGCUCUGCCUGCCUAGAAGCAGGAAGCACCCUUGCUGGGCAAGAGGCUGAACUGAGCAGCAGCUGUUAGUUUGUCUGGGUGGGAAACACCCUGGAUUUUGUUACUUGGCAAAGAGUUUGUAUAAACCUGUGGCCAGCAGUCCUGAGCCAGGCAGUCCCUGCAGUCCAGGGUGAAGUCCCUGGGCUCACCCAUUGCAGGCUGGCUUGGCCUAGGAGAGAACAGAGGCAGGAAGGGGCCUGGGCCUGAAGAGCAGAGCUUUCUUCCUGCCAUCAUCUCCAUGACAGUCCCUGGGCCCAGCCCACACAUGCCACCAUCUCCCUUACUGUGAGGUAGUCUCCUGAGUUUAAAAGGGACUCUUGACCCCAUCGCAGAACAUACAGGGGACUGAGCUCACUUGGAUAUCCUGGGGGAGGAGGGCCCUUCGGGAACAGGGAACUACCUUUGGAAAGGGCGCCUUGGCAUCCCAAGGCUCAAACUGUCUCCAACUGAGAGACGUUUUUAGUAGCAUAAUUAAGACAGGUUUUUAUUUUCAAUAGAGAAAAGACAUUUCAGUUCUGAAUGAAAGUUACUUCAGAGGAAGUAGGUGAUUUUAAAGGCUGAGAACUAGAUUUUUGGAGUUGGGGGCUGGAUGUAAGUAUUAUAUACUUGGCCUCAGGGUGGCCAGAGCGAGGACAAAAAGCUUUUCUUCACACACACAAAAGCCCACAUGAGCCCCGCCAGUGAUCUGGGUGAAAGAGCCCUGGCUCUGCAGUCGUGCGAGCCUGCACGCUGGGAUCGUGGCUGCAUCUGAGGCAGAAACAGCCGCUGCUCUCUUUAUAUCAUCUGGAAUCUCAGAGGUCACUGUUCCACCUCAGUAUUCCUCGGGGGAGGACUUUCACAAGAUACCUGGACUGCUCUGGUAUUAAAUAUUUUUGUUAACUGUGAAUUUUGAGGCUGAGGAGAGGACAUAUGAGAAAGGAGCGUUAGCCAAGAUAUGGGGCUUAUUUUUAUAUCCUCAUUUUCUGCUUAUUUCCAACCUGAAGUUACAGAGUCAGAAUGGGGGCAGAGGUGAAGGAGAGAUGGGAGAAGUGUUCUGGCUUAUUGGAGCCAAAAUAACCAGAAAACUCUACUCUGCCUUGGUUCUCUGAUGACAGGAUUCAUGUGGGAAUUUCUGAGGUGGAAUUAUAUUAGCCAUGGGUUUUAAUUUGAAGUGGCGCAAAAAUAAAUUUGACCUUUAGACAACUUGGCAAUUAGCUAGUUAAGUCUGACUGGAGGCCAGCGGAGGUGGGCAGGCCAAGCAGUCCACUUCUGGCCUGUUUUUCUGCCCUAAGUUGCUCUGUGUACCAGUUUACCUGGGUGGGUAGACACUUGGCCCUCAUGCCCCGGAUGGGCCAGUUCAGGGAGAGGCCGGGUGGGCUGAAUAUGCGAUCUGAGAGCUGCACUGUCUGCAGCAGCCCUUUGCCCUCCAGCUGACUCAUGGAUCCAACCAGUGCUCUGGGCUAGUGUCAGACCAAGCUCAGACGUGAGCAGGGGUGGCAGGCACUAGGCAUGUGCUCUGGAGGAGAAGCUUUAGGGGAGAUUGUCUUGGAGGCAGGAAAACAAAAUGUGUUCCAGACGGGCAGAACUAGUCCUAAAGGUCGGAAAUUUCAGAGAGAAGGAUUCUGGUUCAAUUCAGUCCAGCAAGUGUUCCAGAUAUGAGAGAUGUUUAAACAGAAGCUGGUGAGCACUUAUUAGGGAUGUUGUUAAAUGUCACAAUCAAAUGAGCUUUCAGGUACUUUUAGCUUGGAGAUCAGUGUCCUGUGUCUGGAGUUACCGGCUUGUAUUUAUCUAGAACAGAUGUCUUGGUUUGAAGGGCAGCUAUUUGGAUCCAUAGCACCAUGGUCUACACCAUGGAGCAGGGGAUUCCAGAAUUGUUUAGACUCAGAUAUGAAUGGAUAAAGCCGUGACUCUCCAUUUCCCACUUGAACAAUAAAUGGGAAGUUAGGCAAAUAGAAAUCAAUAAUGAGAUCUUUGUCCUUUUGCAUGUUUGGAGAGCUGCUGUUUGUGGGUCUGGAUGGAAUUUGUUGGCAGGACCCAUUUUUUGUAUUGGAUGUUGAUCCCCACAAGGCUUUCAGCCAUGGCAGGUUUACCAAGGCAAAGGGAAGCAGUGAGUCAAAGAGCCUUGGUUUAAAAGGACCAGUUCCCUUAUUUUACACCUGGGGACUAAGGCUCAGAAAAGAGAGUGAACUUGUUUCAGGUCAUGUGGGGAGUCACAGCAGAGCUGCUGAAGCUGGAGUGUUUGAUUCCUGGACCACACAUAUUCCCCCUGCAUUUUUUUAAAGCACUGUUAUUCAGUAAAUUCGAGUCAGCCUUUGUGGCUGGCAUAUCUACAUGCUCCCUGUAACAGGUUGAAAACUUAAAUGUGCACACAGGUGUGUGCAAAAUCACACACACGCGUGUACCCCACCCCACCCCUCACUGAAUCCAUGGGUGUAUCAGGACAUCUUAAAACUCCAUGAUUUACAUUUCAGUAGUUUAAAUUCAGUAAUUUAAGGGGAAUGUAUUUUCCAAGGAUGGAAUCUCCCAUGCUCAGACAACAGUUCUGGCUGGAAAUUUUCCUUUCGUUGAACUCUGCCUCAGGAAUAAUCUAUAAUUCUAGACAUUACCUGAUGUACCUGGAAAAAAAUGGUGUUUACCUUCCUCCUUGGGAUAUGGGAGAAGGUGUGCGAGGCUGUACUGUGAAGUAAUUAAUCUCUUAGAAGGCUCCUGCUCAAGAUGGCCAGUAUUAUGAAUGUUCUUCUCCUUCCUCAAGGCCUGGUGCCCUGUGUCCUUUUGCUCUGGGCAGGGCCUAGGCAGACGGACCAUCAUCCUGGCCUAUAAGCUAUACUUGAUUUCCAUGUUUUUACUGUGAUCUUGUUCCCAAACACAGAAUCGUCACCUUGUUCUCAUUGAAUGUGCCUGAUCCUUAUAAAUUCUAAUUUACAUACUU
Manis pentadactyla (Chinese pangolin) is the source of this 7095-nucleotide messenger RNA. RefSeq names its product transient receptor potential cation channel subfamily V member 3 (gene TRPV3). The coding region runs from base 1878 to 4052 and encodes 724 amino acids. The transcript is spliced from 17 exons. Gene Ontology annotation, cellular component: membrane. Gene Ontology annotation, biological process: calcium ion import across plasma membrane. The record is from RefSeq and is a predicted model, not a curated record. NCBI's taxonomy places the organism in Eukaryota, Metazoa, Chordata, Mammalia, Pholidota, Manidae. Gene Ontology annotation, molecular function: protein binding; calcium channel activity.